AUGAUUAAUGCAGAUAUCAACCAUAGUGUGAUUCCAAUCACCUUUAUAGCAUCAACAUUUCAAGAACCACACAGCUCUACUGGAUCUGUGGCUUCAGUGCUCACAGCAACACCCGAGACAAGCACAAGGAUGUUGGACACAAGCACAGCGACACGGACCACUUCAGCUUUACCCUGGAGAAGCAGCAUGCCUUCACACUUGGAUGCUCUAAAAGGCGCAAGAAACUCAAAGAAAGCAGUGAUCAUCAGGGAAGCUGCCAGCUCUGCUCCUCACACAUCUGAAUCAGUUUUAUCUAAAACCAUACUGUCCACCUUGAUCCCCGAAACCACAGAGAAGAGCACUGUUUCUGCUUCAAUGAAUACAUCAAACUCUGCAGGAACUGACACACACAAUGAGGCUGAAUUAAGCAGUACCUUUCCGUCAGACACACCCAUAACUGUUGCUGUGGUAGAAACUAACAUGCCUAAGAUGAGUUCAACCACAGAGCUUACUGAAGUAUCCUUUACAAAUUCUGUCCUUGUAUCCAGAACAGAACCUACUAACAGCACUUCCUAUUCAAGCCCUCAUCAGCCAGUCAAGCCAGAAGAAACCUCCAGUGAAAUGUCCACUGGGCCCCCAAACUCUAUCACUAGCACAGAGAUUACCACUAGUCAGACAGGACAUUUUGUGGUGACCCCAAACAUGGUCUCCCAAGGCACACUAGAAACUUCCUCAGUGGCGAGAAUGCUUUCUAAUGUCUCUCAGAGUUAUCCAUUGUUAGUGACAUCCACUAUUCUCAGCACAAGUUAUGUUGCCCCAACCAAGAUAAAAUCCUCAUCACUGGAAGGAAUCAUCUCUGAACUUCCCUGGGGAACUACAGUCAGAACAAACUCUUCAUCACCAGUUAAUUCCACAUCACAAAGACAUAGUAACUCUCUGCCUAUUACCCAUAAUAGUAACGAGCAAGGUUGGAACACAGCUUGGAUACAAUCUAGCACACUUGAAAACAUGGAUUUAACCACAAAGUAUGGUCCUAACCAUACUGAAUUGCCCAUAAACAUUUCUCUUCCUAAAUCUUGGACAAGGGACAUGUCUACUGGGAACACAUCCCUUACAAAGCUACAUGAACCAACAUCAGAAGAAACAUCCAGAGGAAUCACCAUCAGAACCCCUGGUUCAAGCAUCAAUCCAAAAUCACAAGGGUUGACAAACAGUCACACUGGACAUUCUGUGGUGACAUCAAACAGGGUAACUUCUGAAAAGAUAUCAACCUCUGCCUCAAUCAAGGACACUAACUCCAGUGGAAUAUAUACAUUUCCACACUCAGAAGCCAUGGCUCCUACGAAUAAUAUUGCUUCAGAAACAUUAACACCCCUUUCUUGGGAAGUACCAAUGUCUGCAGAUUCCAUAACAAUGCCACAUGAGUCGCAUUCACCUUCUGCUAUUUCUUCCAUGAUAGACAGACACAACAGGUUAUCUACUAAUUCUCUGGAUUCUAUCAUCACAAUUUCUAAGGCCCUAAUCCCAACAGACUUGUCCACAAGCUCAGGACCUGUGGUUGACUCAAUUCUAAGCUUAAGUAGUAGUCCUCAGACAAGUCUCAACAUUGCACAAACAUCCAGUAUCUCACAGGUAACCACGGUUUCCUCCAUCACAAAAGGAAACCAUGUGGAAGAUGGGAGUUCAACACCCCAACUCAAACACACUAUUACAACUCCACCAGUCUCCUCUGAAAAUGAAUAUUUCACAAUAGUUUCAACCAACUCAGGAGGCACCACACUUUCAUCUUCACAAUCAAUCUCAUUUGCAACUGCAGAGAUUGGAAAACAGACAGCUUCCACCUUGAACACAGCAUGGAAAAAUAACAGUAAAUCUGAAGUAGCACAUGCAACAAAAGGAAUGAAUACUAGACAGACUGAUGUGUCCACCAUCCCUUCUCUUCAAGUGUCUCAGAAAGCAGCCAUGUUUGAGCACAGCACAUCCUUCUCAAUGCCACAUCAGUCAACACCAGAAGACACUUCCACUGGAAUCUCCACCAAGCUCCCUAGAUCUACAACCACUCCAGAAUCAGAAGAAAUAGCAGCCAGCCACAGGGGACAUUCUGUGGUGACAUCAAACAUGGUGACUUCCCAAGACACAUCAACCACUGCUUCAAACACAGAGACCCAGCACAGUGGGACACAAACAUCUCUACUUUCAGAAUCUGUGGGUCAUUCUAUCAGUUCACCAUCCCCAUCUUGGACUCAUUCAACUUCGGAAGGGUCCAUGUCUGCAAGUUCAACAAGACCUACACCUGAUACACCCUCACAUUCUCCAGUUCCUGCCAAUGCAGAGAGAUACAGCACCAGCUCUCCCAUUUCUGUCACCUCUAUCUUCACAGUUGCUAAGGACCCAAUCCCUUCCAGACUAUUUACAACCUCAGGAUCAGUGACUCAUUCGAUACCAAGCUCCACCAGUGCUCGACUGUCCACAAUCUCACAGAAAACCUCUGUUUCCUCACUCACACCAGAGAAUGGCAUGGAAGAUGGGACUUACACAACCCAAGCCAAACGCACAAUCACAUCUACAUCAGCCUCACCAGAAAAGAAAUCUUUCACAACCAUUAUGCCCAUCAUGGAACAUACUAGACCUUCACCUUCACAGCCAGUCUCAUCUGAAAGCACAGAGACUGAGACAGGCACAGCUUCCUCCCUGAGGACAGUAUGGACAGAUUUCAGUACAUCUGAAGACAUAAAUUCAACCACAGAAUACAGUCCUAGCCAGAGUGGACUACCCACUAGCCCUUCCCUUUUUGAGUCUAGGACAGGAGCCAUGUCUGAUGACAGCACAUCUCUUCCAACCCCUCAUCAGUCAACAUCAGAAGAUACUUCCACUGUGAUCUCCACCAGUCUCCCUACCUCAGCCAUCAGUACAGAAUCAGAAGAGAUGACAAGCAGACCCAUGGGACACUCUCUAGUUAUGACAGACAUUUUUACUUACCCAGACACAUCCAGCACUACCUCAGUCAAGGACACCCACUCUAGUGGAAUGCAUACAUAUCCACAUUCAGAAUCCACAGUUCCUUUCAACAGUCCUGCUUCAGCAUCAUGGACACUUACUUCUGGGGAAGGUUCUGUGUCUACAGAUUCCACAGCAACAUCAGGAUUACUUUCACUGACCCCUGGUGCUUCCUUGCCAGACAGACACAGUAGUCACUCUCCUGAUUCUGUGGCCUCUGUUUUCACAGUUACCAAGGAUCUAUUCCCAACAGAUUCACAUAUAAGUUCAGAUCCUGUGACUACUUACAUUUCAAGCUGGAGCACCAUUUCUCAGCAAAGCUCAAACACUGCACAUGCUUCCCAAAACUCAAAGAUGAGUAAAUUUUCCUCAGUCACACCAGGGUCCAACAUGAAAGCCAGCAGUUCUGUACCCCAAUUAAAACACACCAUCACACCUACAUCAGUGUCAUCUGAAAAUAAAGCUUUCCCCACUACCCUUCCCAUCACCCAAAUAGCUACUCUUUCACCUACACAGCCAACAUCAUUUGAACAUGAGAAGACUGGGACAGAGACAUUUACCCUUCUGACAACAUUGACACAAGCUAAUAUACCUGAGAAGCUGCACUUGAGCACAGAUUCCAUUAGUAGCCAUUCUGAAGUGCCUUACAGUUCCUCUCUUCCUGCAUCUAGAACAGUAUCCAUGUCUCCUGAUAACACAAUAUUUCCAAUGCUUCAGCAGUUUACUUCAGAAGAUACCAAGUUUACAGCAGAAGAUAUGUCUAGUGGAGUUAUCACCAAGCUUUAUGGCUCCAACAUCACAGAAUCAGAAGAAAUAUCUACCAGCCAGAUUGGGGAUUCUGAAGUGACAUCAAACAUGGUCCUCUCCCUGGAAACAUCACCUGUGUCUUCAGUGUCCCACAAUCUCACUAGUUUCACUCCAGUUCCCCUAGUCACAGAAACAUCCACUUUUCUAAGCCAAAGUUAUGAAGUCCCAUCAACUGCAACUUUUCCAACUCUGAAAGGAAGCCGGCCUGCCAAUUCUCCAGGAUAUCUUGAUGGCUCUAACUUAACUUCCUCUGGUACUUCCACAGUAGAACAUAGCACCCCAUCUCCUAGUUCUGUGGCCUCUGCCUUCACCUCUUCUAGGGAGGUAGUCACAACUGGGUUGGAUAUUCAUGAUUUGUCUACUUCACUUCCAAAUUGGAGCAGUAGUACACAUUCAGGCCAAGAGACUUCACAGGUCACCAAAUUCUCACAGACAAGCUCUGCUUCCUCUCUUAAAGCAGAGACAAUAAUGGAAGCCAGCAAUUCCAUAUCCCAAUCCAAAUUCUCCAUUUCAGAGUCCAUUACAGCUGCCAGAGUCUCCACAAAAAGCCCUUUUUAUUUCUCAGCAUCAGAAGACAUCACCAUUGGAAGCAUUCCCAGCCACAUUACCUACCCUAGCACAAAAGAACACAUAGAGUUAACCUCCAUCUUUGAGGCAGGUAAUUCUGGGUCUUUAUUAUAUGAUACCCUAUCCAGGGACACUGCAACCACUGUUUCUAUGGCAGAGUUUUCUUCACCUGAGCCUCAAACAUCUCCACAUUUAGCAUUGAUAUCUCAAUCCAAGAGUUCUGAGGAACAGUCACAUGUAAGUUCCUUACCCAAGAAAAAACACACUUCUUCAGAUUCAGCAUCAACUGUGAUUGAGAAAACCACACCUUCGCCUGUUAUUUCUACAUCACAAGUACAAAAUGUCUCUUCCCUUGAUUUUGUGACGGCACUUGUAACUUCUAUUCAAGAGACAACCUCAAAAGGAAAAGACAAAAGUGUAGCUUCUGGGAGUACCUCAAUCCAAGGCCUGGAUACCACAGAGAUUUCAACUCUAGGUCCUUCAAAUAACAUAAGGAACUUGAAGACAAGUCACAUUUCCUCUAAAAACCCAACAACUAGAGUAAAAACCAAUAGUCCAGGAGUGCAUUCCCAAGGCACUGUCCUAGUUAAUUCAGUUCCAUCAAGAAUAACAACUGUAAUUAUGACCUCACAAAGCAAUUGGGACACAACACUUUCUACAUUAAUGCCCUUAUCUAAACCUGCUCAUACAGAAACUCAGAAAGAUUUCCCGCUAACUUCAGUAGAACAGGAAAUGACCAUGUCUGAAGAUACUAACUUGAUGACAAAAUCCAAUUCUGAUCUUUUCAUAGUACUCACUAGGACUUCUACAGGGUUUACAAGAGCAGAAGCUAACUCAACUGAGAGACUAUCUAUUGCAAGCUCUGGAUCCUUCACAAAGACAACAGACAUCUCAGUAGGAAGUACUUCCAGUAUCUCUACACUUUCCUUCCCAGAUAUUGGUAUCAGUCAAGUAAUUAAUGCUGCAGAAUCAUCCAAAGUCACCACUCUUUGGAACACAUCAGGUACCAGUACUGAUACUGGGGCCCUCUCUGCAGCAACUCAGACAUUUCUACACCCAGACUCCGUGACUUAUCUCAGCAGUUCUGAGUCACUGUCAUGGACAGGUUCCCCAUCCCAUGAAGCAACUCCCUCUGUGAAUUCUGCAGAAAUACCUGGGACAACAUCAUCUUUUCCUGCUACUUCCACAUCAGAAGGACAAAGUCUCUCCUCUCCUACUUCUAUGCCCCCCACAUUCUCUUUUGGGCAGACAACCACAAAGGAGUUGGACACAAACUUACCUUCUUUUACAACUUUAUUUCCAACCUGGAGAAACAGUGAGUUAGCCACUUCAAAGGACACCAGAACCUCUCAAACAUCUUACUCUUUCACCAGAACUGAAGUAUCCAGUGUGGACAUAACCACUCCUGGACCCCAGUUCCAAAACACUGUAUCAUUUGAUGCUGCUUCACCAGAUGGUUCUACCUCUUCCUUGUUGACAUUACCAACAAAGACAUCACCUUCUUCUGCUUUCUCUCUAUCACCACAUAGUUCAAACCCCACUUCUUUUCCUGAGACUUCAUUCCCCACCUCUGAGUCUUUUAAGACAACAGAUACAUUGAGCAGAAGCUUGGAAACUGGAACAAGUUCACCUCCAAAUUUGAGCAGCACCUCACAUGAAAUAUUGGGCUUAUCUGAAGUUACUACUGAUACAGAAAAGUUUUAUUCUUCCUCAAAAUUCAAAGUAACCAACAUGAAGACCAUCAGUACGGGACAUGAGCUAAGUUCCUCUGUACCAAUACCCCCUGAAUCAUCCAGGGACGCCUAUACAAUGGGUCCUUCUUCCUCCAUAUGGGUGACUUCUAUGUCCACACCAUUGCCUGCCUAUUUAGAGACUACGAGAUCUGAUACUGAGCAAUUUUCCCAUUUGACUUCUGGACUGAGGGACACUAGCAUGUCCCUCCAAACAAAGAUACCUUCAGCUCCUGUGUCCACUCUCAUUUUGCCAAGUUCUGAGAGUGCUGUCAUCACUUCUGCUAUGAACAUAUCAACUCCACAUCAGACUCCAUCUUCACAGUUUACUGAAGCUCCCGUAGAAUCAAUCACUAUCUUAAACACUUCUCCAUCUAUUGUAGAGUUUACUGGGGUAACAUCCUCCCCAGAAUCCAAUUUUACUAUGCCUUCACCAGAAAGUACUCAUGUUCCAAGAACUGAUAUGUUACCUUCAGAUGAGACCACUUUUAUUGAAACAACAACCCUUUCUCCAACAGAAGAGAUGGCUUCAUUUGCCACAACUAGCAUUCCAAAAGGCAGCUCAGCUGUGACUUCUAGCAGUCCUCUUUCUAUUACAAAAUCAAGUCAUGGAGAUGUUUUGGUUUCCACCAUUGUAGAAAAGCUACCUUCUUCAGCUUCUACACCACUGCCCUUUCCUGCUUCCACUGGCACUGACUUUACAAGCAGCCCAGCCCUCCACAGGAUUACUCCUUCAGAAACAGAAGACGGCACACAGUCCCACACAGAGAUACCUGAUGGAGCUGCCCAUGGAGACACUGCUGGCCUGGGAAAGGGCCCUCUGGCUUCUACAUCGCCUACUAGCCCUAAAGAGCUAACCACAAAAGGGACAGUAAAAGUGGAGACCACUGCCACAGCUCUGAAUGCUACUUCCAUUGCCACUUCAACCACCAAAAUCCCUACUACAACUUCAAGACCCUUGACUCACCUCAAGACACCAGAGAAAAUAGGCAACAUAAACACAACAGAGAUGAUUAUCACAGCCUCAGAUGCUUCCCAUGAUGUCCUAGGGAUAGCAGCAUCAUUUCCUACAGGCUCUGGAGAAAACACUAGCAUGGUCCUCAGGACAAGACCAUCAUCUUACAGUAAAGAACCAGAGAGCACAGCCCUAUUGAUCCCCAGUCUUAGGACAGAGACCAGCCCAGAUGUUCAUACUUUGAACAUCUCCUCUGGUGAGUCUGAUACAGUCUCAUGGGUCACCCAUCCUUUAGAGAUUACUUCACCUGUUGCCAAGAUAACCAUGAAUAUUUCUCAAGGUGAAUCCGAUUCCAUAGUGUCCACAGCCACCACUCCCAGAGGAGAAGUCAGUUCAACUUUUCCAGCAUUAACUGUUUUAUCUACUAUACCAGAUUUGGCAACCUAUGAACAGGAAACCAGAUCAUCUGCUCCAACUAUAGAUAUCUCAUCUAGCAUUCCAGAUAUGAUAACCUCAGAAGGCCACACUUCUAAGGAAGGUACAAGAACAUCCAAACCAAUUCUGACGCCUCAAUCUUCUGAGCCACAUACCAAAAUUUCUCUGAUCUCUCAUUCUGGGGGAAAAACUAGUUCACCCAUGUCUACUGUUGCUGUCUCUCCAGGUGUAUCUAGCUCUGAGACAGGAAUCCAUAUCAGAAAUUGGACUAUUUCCCCAGGUCAACCAAAGACCACAACCUCAUGGACCAUGAAUCCUGGAACAGAAGUGAAUUCAAGGAUGCUAAGUACAACAAUCUCACCUAGUGUUCUAGACAUGGUGACCUCAAAAUCUGUGAACCAAACUCCUAAACUACAGACCACAAUUUCAUUGAUAACCAAUGCUGGAAAAGAGCUCAGUUCAGCCAUGUCUACUCUGGCUGUCUCUCCAGGUAUAACAGAAGUAACCACAUCACUGCUCACUAACUUAAGUACAGAAAGCCAUGCAAGAACUUCAACUCUAACUUCUUCCCCAAGACUACAAGAGAAAACAACAUCUUGGAUCAACAACCCUGAAAUAGAAGCAGCCAUUUCAGGGAUUCAAACUACAAACUCAGUAUCUAGUGUUCCAGACAUGAUGACCUCAACUAUCCUGAACCACACUCCUGCUGAACCACAGAAGACAGCAUCAUUGGCCACUCAUGCUGGGAGACAACACAGUUCAGCCAUAAAUACCCUGGCAGUCUCACAGGGUAUAACAGAAGUGAUAUCGUGGGUCAAGAGCUUGGGCACAGAAAGCCACAGAGUGACUUCAAAUACAACUUUAUCCCCCAUACAACCAGAGGUUACAACACCAGGGGUAACCCAUCCUGGAAGAGAAGGUACGUCAGGGGUUCUAUCUACAACCAUCAAACCUAGUGUGCCAGAAAUGAUGACCUCACCAACUCUUAUUCCUCAUGAUCCAUAUACUAGGGUUACAUUGAUUCCUUCUGAAGCACAGACAAUAACAUCAUUGGUCACCCAUCCUGGUGGAUACCUCAGUUCAUCCAUGUCUACUCAGGCUGUCUCUUCAGGGAUAACAGAAAUGAUGACAUCACAGGCCACUACUUCUGGGACAGAGACACAUGGAACCAGCACAGUUCUACUUGCUUCCCCAGGACAAACAGAAACCACAGCCUCAUGGGCAACUCACACUGAAAGAGAAGGCACUUCAGGGGUUCCAAAUAGCACCAUUUCAACUGGUGUUCCAGAUCUUGUAACCUCCACAACUCUUAUUCCUUCUGAACCACAUUCCACAGUUUCAUUUGUCACCCACAUUGGUGAAAAACCCAAUUCAGCCAUGUCUACUAUGGCUGUCUCUUCAGGUGUAACAGAAAUGAAACCAUCACUGGCCACUAGCUCUGGCACAAAAAUCAAUUCAACAGCUACAACUCUGGCAGUGACCACAGAUCAAACAGGGACCACAGGUACAUGGGUCACCCAUUCUGUAAAGGCAGACACUUCAGAUGUUAUAACUACAACCCUCACAUCUAGUGCUCCAGAGAACAUAACCUCAACAAUUCUGACCCACACUCCUUCUGAAACACAGACGACAAUAUCAGUUGUUACCCAUGCUGAGGCACAACCCAGUUUAUCCAUGUCUACUGAGACUGUCUCUUCGGGUGUAACAGAAAUGAUGACAUCACAGGCCACUACUUCUGGGACAGAGGCACAUGGAACCAGUCCAGCUCUACUUGUUUCCCCGGGUCAAACAGAGUCCACAGCCUCAUGGACAACACAUGCAGAAAGACAAGACACUUCAGGUGUUCUACCUAACUCCAUUUCAACUGGUGUUCCAGAUCUUGUUACUUCCACAAUUCCUACUCCUUCUGAACCACAUUCCACAGUUUCAUUUGUCACCCACAUUGGUGAACAGCCCAAUUCAGCCAUGUCUACUCUGGCUGUCUCUUCAGGUGUAACAGAAAUGAUACCAUCACUGGCCACUAGCUCUGGCACAAAAAACUAUUCAACAGCUACAACUCUGGAAGUUUCCACAGAUCAACCAGGGAACACAGCCCCAUGGGUCACCCAUCCUGGAAAAGAAGGCACUUCAGAGGAUCUAUCUACAACUGUCUCACCUAGUGUUCCAGACAUGAUGACCUCAACAACUGUGAUCCACACUCCUUCUGAACCACAAACCAUAACAUCGGUCACCCAUGCUGGAGGACACCCCAGUUUAUCUAUGUCUACUCAGGCUGUCUCUUCAGGUGUAACAGAAGUGCCAUCAUCACCAGUAACUAGCUUGGGCACAGGAAGCUAUGUAAUUACUUCAACUCUGGAUGUUUCCAAAGGUCAGCAUGAGACUACAGCCCCAUUGGUCACCCAUCCUGAAAGCAAAGCCACAUCGGUGGCCCUAUCUUCAACCAUCUCACCUAGUGUACCAGAAAUGAUGACAUCACCUAGUCUUAUUUCUGCUGAACAACACAGCACAGUGUUAUUGGUCACCCAUGUUGAGGGACAGCCCAGUUCAGCCAUGUCUAUAAGCCCUGUCUCUCCAAGUGUAACAGAAAGGAUACCAUUACUUGUCACUACCUCAAACAUGGAAGGUCAUUCAGUGCCUUCAACUCUGUCUGUUUCCCCAGAUCAACCUACAGCCACAGGUUCAUGGGUCACCCAACCUUGGAAUGAAGGCACUUCAGAGAUUCUAAGUACAACUCUCUCAAAUACUGUUCCAGAUAUAAUGACCUCAACAAUUCUGACCCAGACUCCUUCUGAAGCACAGACAAUAACAUCAUUGGUCACCCAUCCUGGUGGACACCUCAGUUCAUCCAUGUCUACUCAGGCUGUCUCUUCAGGGAUAACAGAAAUGAUGACAUCACAGGCCACUACUUCUGAGACAAAGGCACAUGGAACCAGUCCAGCUCUGCUUCUUUCCCAGGGUCAAACAGAGUCCACAGCCUCAUGGACAACACAUGCAGAAAGAGAAGACACUUCAGGUUUUCUACCUAACUCCAUUUCAACUGGUGCUCAAGAUCUUGUUACUUCCACAACUCCUAUUCCUUCUGAACCACAUUCCACAGUUUCGUUUGUCACCCACAUUGGUGAACAGCCCAAUUCAGCCAUGCCUACUAUGGCUGUCUCUCCAGAUAUAACAAAAAUGAUACAAUCACUGGCUACUAGCUCUGGCAUGAAAAACUAUUCAAAUCUGGCAGUUUCCACAGAUCAACCAGGGUCCACAGCCCCAUUGAUCACCCAUCCUGGAAAAGAAGACACUUCAGGAGUUCUAACUUCAACCAUCUCACCCAGUGUUCCAGAUAUGAUGACCUCAACAAUCCUGACCCACACUCCUUCUGAAGCACAGACAAUAACAUCGUUGGUCACCCAUACUAGUGGACAUCCCAAUUCAUCCAUGUCUACUCAUGCUGUCUCUUCAGGUGUAACAGAAAUGCUACAAUCACUAGUCACUAGCUUGGGCACAGAGAGUUAUGUAACUACUUCAACUCUGGAUGUUUCCAUAGGUCAGCCUGAUACCACAGCCCAAUUGGUCACCCAUCCUGAAAGAGAAGCCACGUCACAGGUUCCACCUACUACCAUUUCAACUGGUGUUUCAGAAAUGAUGUCCACAACAACUCUUAUUUCAGCUGAACCACAGAGUGCAGUGUCAUUAGUCACCCAUAUUGAGGGACAGUCCAGUUCAACCUUGUCUACAAGACCUGUCUCUCCAGAUAUUACAGAAAUGAUACCAUCACCAGUCACUAGCUCAAGCACAGAAAGCCAUUCUAUGACUCCAAAUAUGGUUUUUUCCCCAGAUCAACCAGGGUCCACAGCCCCAUGGGUUACCAAUCCUGGAACAGAAGACUUUUCAGGAAAUUUAUCUACAACUUUCUCACCUAGUGUUCCAGACAUGACCACAACAACUUUGAUCCAUACUCCUUCUAAACCACAGACCAUAACAUCAUUGGUCACCCAUGCUGGAGGAUAUCCCAGCUCAUUCCUGUCUACUCAGGCUGUCUCUUCAGGUGUAACAGAAAUGCCACCAUCACUAGUCACUAGCUUGGACACAGGAAGCUAUGUAAUUACUUCAACUCUGGAUGUUUCCAAAGAUCAGCCUGAGACCACAGCCCCAUUGGUCACCCAUCCUGAAAGAGAUACAACAUCAGGGGUUCUACCUACAACAAUUUCAACUAGUGUUCCAGAAAUGAUGUCCACAACUACCCUUAUUCCUUCUGAACCAUAUAACACCAUGUCAUUUGUCACUCACAAUGAGGGACAGCCUAGUUCAAUCUUGUCUACAAGUCCUGUCUCUGUGGGUAUUACAGAUGUGAUACUAUCACUGGGCAUUAGCUUAAGCACAGAGAGCCAGUCCAUGACACCAACUCUGGAUGCAUCUCCACAUAAACUAGGGACCACAGCCCCAUUGGUCAUGCAUCCUGGAGAAGAAGGCUCCUCAGAGGAUCUAUCUAUAAUCAUUUCACCUAGUGUUCCAGACAUGAUGACCUCAAUAACUCUGACCCACACUCCUUCUGGAACACCGACCACAAUAUCAGUGGUUACCCAUGCUGAGGCACAACCCAGUUUAUCCAUGUCGACUGAGGCUGUCUCUUCAGGUGUAACAGAAAUGAUGAUAUCACCAACCACUGCUUCUGGGACAGAGGCACAUGGAACCAGUCCAGCUCUACUUGUUUCCCAGGGUCAAACAGAGUCCACAGCCUCAUGGACAACACAUGCAGAAAGACAAGACACUUCAGGUGUUCUACCUAACUCCAUUUCAACUGGUGUUCCAGAUCUUGUUACUUCCACAAGUCCUGUUCCUUCUGAACCACAUUCCACAGUUUCAUUUGUCACCCACAUUGGUGAACAGCCCAAUUCAGUCAUGCCUACUAUGGCUGUCUCUUCAGGUGUAACAGAAAUGAUACCAUCUCUGGCCACUAGCUCUGGCACAAAAACCAAUUUAACAGCUACAUCUUUGUCAGUGUCCACAGACCAAACAGGGACCAGAGGUACAUGGGUCACCCAUUCUGUAAAGGCAGACACUUCAGAUGUUAUAACUACAACCCUCUCACCUAGUGCUCCAGAGAACAUAACCUCAACAAUUCUGACCCACACUCCUUCUGAAACACAGACGACAAUAUCAGUGGUUACCCAUGCUGAGGCACAACCCAGUUUAUCCAUGUCUACUGAGGUUGUCUCUUCGGGUGUAACAGAAAUGAUGACAUCACAGGCCACUACUUCUGGGACAGAGGCACAUGGAACCAGUCCAGCUCUACUUGUUUCCCCGGGUCAAACAGAGUCCACAGCCUCAUGGACAACACAUGCAGAAAGACAAGACACUUCAGGUGUUCUACCUAACUCCAUUUCAACUGGUGUUCCAGAUCUUGUUACUUCCACAAUUCCUACUCCUUCUGAACCACAUUCCACAGUUUCAUUUGUCACCCACAUUGGUGAACAGCCCAAUUCAGCCAUGUCUACUCUGGCUGUCUCUUCAGGUGUAACAGAAAUGAUACCAUCACUGGCCACUAGCUCUGGCACAAAAAACUAUUCAACAGCUACAACUCUGGAAGUUUCCACAGAUCAACCAGGGAACACAGCCCCAUGGGUCACCCAUCCUGGAAAAGAAGGCACUUCAGAGGAUCUAUCUACAACUGUCUCACCUAGUGUUCCAGACAUGAUGACCUCAACAACUGUGAUCCACACUCCUUCUGAACCACAAACCAUAACAUCGGUCACCCAUGCUGGAGGACACCCCAGUUUAUCUAUGUCUACUCAGGCUGUCUCUUCAGGUGUAACAGAAGUGCCAUCAUCACCAGUAACUAGCUUGGGCACAGGAAGCUAUGUAAUUACUUCAACUCUGGAUGUUUCCAAAGGUCAGCAUGAGACUACAGCCCCAUUGGUCACCCAUCCUGAAAGCAAAGCCACAUCGGUGGCCCUAUCUUCAACCAUCUCACCUAGUGUACCAGAAAUGAUGACAUCACCUAGUCUUAUUUCUGCUGAACAACACAGCACAGUGUUAUUGGUCACCCAUGUUGAGGGACAGCCCAGUUCAGCCAUGUCUAUAAGCCCUGUCUCUCCAAGUGUAACAGAAAGGAUACCAUUACUUGUCACUACCUCAAACAUGGAAGGUCAUUCAGUGCCUUCAACUCUGUCUGUUUCCCCAGAUCAACCUACAGCCACAGGUUCAUGGGUCACCCAACCUUGGAAUGAAGGCACUUCAGAGAUUCUAAGUACAACUCUCUCAAAUACUGUUCCAGAUAUAAUGACCUCAACAAUUCUGACCCAGACUCCUUCUGAAGCACAGACAAUAACAUCAUUGGUCACCCAUCCUGGUGGACACCUCAGUUCAUCCAUGUCUACUCAGGCUGUCUCUUCAGGGAUAACAGAAAUGAUGACAUCACAGGCCACUACUUCUGAGACAAAGGCACAUGGAACCAGUCCAGCUCUGCUUCUUUCCCAGGGUCAAACAGAGUCCACAGCCUCAUGGACAACACAUGCAGAAAGAGAAGACACUUCAGGUUUUCUACCUAACUCCAUUUCAACUGGUGCUCAAGAUCUUGUUACUUCCACAACUCCUAUUCCUUCUGAACCACAUUCCACAGUUUCGUUUGUCACCCACAUUGGUGAACAGCCCAAUUCAGCCAUGCCUACUAUGGCUGUCUCUCCAGAUAUAACAAAAAUGAUACAAUCACUGGCUACUAGCUCUGGCAUGAAAAACUAUUCAAAUCUGGCAGUUUCCACAGAUCAACCAGGGUCCACAGCCCCAUUGAUCACCCAUCCUGGAAAAGAAGACACUUCAGGAGUUCUAACUUCAACCAUCUCACCCAGUGUUCCAGAUAUGAUGACCUCAACAAUCCUGACCCACACUCCUUCUGAAGCACAGACAAUAACAUCGUUGGUCACCCAUACUAGUGGACAUCCCAAUUCAUCCAUGUCUACUCAUGCUGUCUCUUCAGGUGUAACAGAAAUGCUACAAUCACUAGUCACUAGCUUGGGCACAGAGAGUUAUGUAACUACUUCAACUCUGGAUGUUUCCAUAGGUCAGCCUGAUACCACAGCCCAAUUGGUCACCCAUCCUGAAAGAGAAGCCACGUCACAGGUUCCACCUACUACCAUUUCAACUGGUGUUUCAGAAAUGAUGUCCACAACAACUCUUAUUUCAGCUGAACCACAGAGUGCAGUGUCAUUAGUCACCCAUAUUGAGGGACAGUCCAGUUCAACCUUGUCUACAAGACCUGUCUCUCCAGAUAUUACAGAAAUGAUACCAUCACCAGUCACUAGCUCAAGCACAGAAAGCCAUUCUAUGACUCCAAAUAUGGUUUUUUCCCCAGAUCAACCAGGGUCCACAGCCCCAUGGGUUACCAAUCCUGGAACAGAAGACUUUUCAGGAAAUUUAUCUACAACUUUCUCACCUAGUGUUCCAGACAUGACCACAACAACUUUGAUCCAUACUCCUUCUAAACCACAGACCAUAACAUCAUUGGUCACCCAUGCUGGAGGAUAUCCCAGCUCAUUCCUGUCUACUCAGGCUGUCUCUUCAGGUGUAACAGAAAUGCCACCAUCACUAGUCACUAGCUUGGACACAGGAAGCUAUGUAAUUACUUCAACUCUGGAUGUUUCCAAAGAUCAGCCUGAGACCACAGCCCCAUUGGUCACCCAUCCUGAAAGAGAUACAACAUCAGGGGUUCUACCUACAACAAUUUCAACUAGUGUUCCAGAAAUGAUGUCCACAACUACCCUUAUUCCUUCUGAACCAUAUAACACCAUGUCAUUUGUCACUCACAAUGAGGGACAGCCUAGUUCAAUCUUGUCUACAAGUCCUGUCUCUGUGGGUAUUACAGAUGUGAUACUAUCACUGGGCAUUAGCUUAAGCACAGAGAGCCAGUCCAUGACACCAACUCUGGAUGCAUCUCCACAUAAACUAGGGACCACAGCCCCAUUGGUCAUGCAUCCUGGAGAAGAAGGCUCCUCAGAGGAUCUAUCUAUAAUCAUUUCACCUAGUGUUCCAGACAUGAUGACCUCAAUAACUCUGACCCACACUCCUUCUGGAACACCGACCACAAUAUCAGUGGUUACCCAUGCUGAGGCACAACCCAGUUUAUCCAUGUCGACUGAGGCUGUCUCUUCAGGUGUAACAGAAAUGAUGAUAUCACCAACCACUGCUUCUGGGACAGAGGCACAUGGAACCAGUCCAGCUCUACUUGUUUCCCAGGGUCAAACAGAGUCCACAGCCUCAUGGACAACACAUGCAGAAAGACAAGACACUUCAGGUGUUCUACCUAACUCCAUUUCAACUGGUGUUCCAGAUCUUGUUACUUCCACAAGUCCUGUUCCUUCUGAACCACAUUCCACAGUUUCAUUUGUCACCCACAUUGGUGAACAGCCCAAUUCAGUCAUGCCUACUAUGGCUGUCUCUUCAGGUGUAACAGAAAUGAUACCAUCUCUGGCCACUAGCUCUGGCACAAAAACCAAUUUAACAGCUACAUCUUUGUCAGUGUCCACAGACCAAACAGGGACCAGAGGUACAUGGGUCACCCAUUCUGUAAAGGCAGACACUUCAGAUGUUAUAACUACAACCCUCUCACCUAGUGCUCCAGAGAACAUAACCUCAACAAUUCUGACCCACACUCCUUCUGAAACACAGACGACAAUAUCAGUGGUUACCCAUGCUGAGGCACAACCCAGUUUAUCCAUGUCUACUGAGGUUGUCUCUUCGGGUGUAACAGAAAUGAUGACAUCACAGGCCACUACUUCUGGGACAGAGGCACAUGGAACCAGUCCAGCUCUACUUGUUUCCCCGGGUCAAACAGAGUCCACAGCCUCAUGGACAACACAUGCAGAAAGACAAGACACUUCAGGUGUUCUACCUAACUCCAUUUCAACUGGUGUUCCAGAUCUUGUUACUUCCACAAUUCCUACUCCUUCUGAACCACAUUCCACAGUUUCAUUUGUCACCCACAUUGGUGAACAGCCCAAUUCAGCCAUGUCUACUCUGGCUGUCUCUUCAGGUGUAACAGAAAUGAUACCAUCACUGGCCACUAGCUCUGGCACAAAAAACUAUUCAACAGCUACAACUCUGGAAGUUUCCACAGAUCAACCAGGGAACACAGCCCCAUGGGUCACCCAUCCUGGAAAAGAAGGCACUUCAGAGGAUCUAUCUACAACUGUCUCACCUAGUGUUCCAGACAUGAUGACCUCAACAACUGUGAUCCACACUCCUUCUGAACCACAAACCAUAACAUCGGUCACCCAUGCUGGAGGACACCCCAGUUUAUCUAUGUCUACUCAGGCUGUCUCUUCAGGUGUAACAGAAGUGCCAUCAUCACCAGUAACUAGCUUGGGCACAGGAAGCUAUGUAAUUACUUCAACUCUGGAUGUUUCCAAAGGUCAGCAUGAGACUACAGCCCCAUUGGUCACCCAUCCUGAAAGCAAAGCCACAUCGGUGGCCCUAUCUUCAACCAUCUCACCUAGUGUACCAGAAAUGAUGACAUCACCUAGUCUUAUUUCUGCUGAACAACACAGCACAGUGUUAUUGGUCACCCAUGUUGAGGGACAGCCCAGUUCAGCCAUGUCUAUAAGCCCUGUCUCUCCAAGUGUAACAGAAAGGAUACCAUUACUUGUCACUACCUCAAACAUGGAAGGUCAUUCAGUGCCUUCAACUCUGUCUGUUUCCCCAGAUCAACCUACAGCCACAGGUUCAUGGGUCACUCAACCUUGGAAUGAAGGCACUUCAGAGAUUCUAAGUACAACUCUCUCAAAUACUGUUCCAGAUAUAAUGACCUCAACAAUUCUGACCCAGACUCCAUCUGAAGCACAGGCAAUAACAUCAUUGGUCACCCAUCCUGGUGGACACCUCAGUUCAUCCAUGUCUACUCAGGCUGUCUCUUCAGGGAUAACAGAAAUGAUGACAUCACAGGCCACUACUUCUGGGACAGAGGCACAUGGAACCAGUCCAGCUCUGCUUCUUUCCCAGGGUCAAACAGAGUCCACAGCCUCAUGGACAACACAUGCAGAAAGAGAAGACACUUCAGGUUUUCUACCUAACUCCAUUUCAACUGGUGUUCUAGAUCUUGUUACUUCCACAACUCCUGUUCCUUCUGAACCACAUUCCACAGUUUCAUUUGUCACCCACAUUGGUGAACAGCCCAAUUCAGCCAUGCCUACUAUGGCUGUCUCUUCAGGUGUAACAGAAAUGAUACCAUCACUGGCCACUAGCUCUGGCACAAAAACCAAUUUAACAGCUACAUCUUUGUCAGUGUCCACAGACCAAACAUUGACCAGAGGUACAUGGGUCACCCAUUCUGUAAAGGCAGACACUUCAGAUGUUAGUACUACAACCCUCUCACCUAGUGCUCCAGAGAACAUAACCUCAACAAUUCUGACCCACACUCCUUCUGAAACACAGACGACAAUAUCAGUGGUUACCCAUGCUGAGGCACAACCCAGUUUAUCCAUGUCUACUGAGACUGUCUCUUCGGGUGUAUCAGAAAUGAUGACAUCACAGGCCACUACUUCUGGGACAGAGGCACAUGGAACCAGUCCAGCUCUACUUGUUUCCCAGGGUCAAACAGAGUCCACAGCCUCAUGGACAACACAUGCAGAAAGACAAGACACUUCAGGUGUUCUACCUAACUCCAUUUCAACUGGUGUUCCAGAUCUUGUUACUUCCACAAGUCCUACUCCUUCUGAACCACAUUCCACAGUUUCAUUUGUCACCCACAUUGGUGAACAGCCCAAUUCAGCCAUGUCUACUCUGGCUGUCUCUUCAGGUGUAACAGAAAUGAUACCAUCACUGGCCACUAGCUCUGGCACAAAAACCAAUUCAACAUCUACAUCUCUGGCAGUGUCCACAGCUCAAACAGGGACCACAGGUUCAUGGGUCACCCAUUCUGUAAAGGCAGACACUUCAGAUGUUAUAACUACAACCCUCACAUCUAGUGCUCCAGAGAAUAUAACCUCAACAAUUCUGACCCACACUCCUUCUGAAACACAGACCACAAUAUCAGUUGUUACCCAUGCUGAGGCACAACCCAGUUUAUCCAUGUCUACUGAGACUGUCUCUUCAGGUGUAACAGAAAUGAUACCAUCAGUGGUCCCUAGCUCUGACACAAAAAACUAUUUAACAACUACAACUCUUGAAGUUUCCACAGAUCAACUAGGCACCACAGCCCCAUGGGUUACCCAUCCCGGAAAGGAAGAUACUUUACAGAUUCUCUCUACAACUCUCUCACCUAGUGUUCCACACAUGAUGACCUCAACAACUCUGAUCCAUGCUCCUUCUGAACCACAGACCAUAACAUCAUUAGUCACACAUCCUGGUGGACACUUCAGUUCAUCCAUGUCUACUCAGGCUGUCUCUUCAGGUAUAACAGAAAUGCCACCAUCACUAGUCACUAGCUUGGGCACAGAAAGCUAUGCAAUGACUACAACUCUGGCUGUUUCGCCAGGUCAAACUGAGACAGCAAUCCAAUGGGUCACCCAUCCUGGAAGAGAAGGCACUUCAGAGGUUCUGUUUACAACCAUCUCACCUACUGUAUCAGAAAUGAAGACCUCACCAACUCUUAUUCCUUCUGAACUACAUACCACAAUUUCAUUGGUCACCAACACUGGGGAACAGCCCAUUUCAGCCAUGUCUACAAGGUCUGUCUCUUCGGAUAUAACAGAAAGAAUACCAUCACUUGUCACUAGUUCUGGCACAGAAAUCCAUCCAGUGACUUCAACUCUGGCUGUUUCCCCAGGUCAAACAGAGCCCACAGCCCCAUGUGUCACCCAUCCUGAAAAAGAAGACACUUCAGAAGUUCUAACGUCAACCAUCUCACCAAGUGUUCCAGACAUGAUGGCCUCAACAUCUCUGAACCACAUUACUUCUGAACCACAGACCAUAACAUUGGUCACCCAUGCUGGGGGACAGACCAGUUUAUCCAUGUCUACUCAGGCUGUGUCUCCCCAUGUAACAGAAAUGAUACCAUCACUAGUCACUAGCACUGGCAUGCCAGAAAUGACCUCACCAAAUCAUAUUUCUUCUGAAGCACAUGCCACAAUUUCUUUUGUCACCCACGUUGAGGGACAGCCCAGUUCAGCUGUAUCUACAAGGCCUGUCUCUCCCCAUUUAACAGAAACAAUACCAUCACUAGUCACUAGCUCUCACAUAGAAAGGGAUUCAGUGUCUUCCUCUCUGAGUGCUUCUCCAGGUCAACGAGAGACCACAGCCUCGUGGAUCACCCAUUCUGUAACAGAAGCCACUUUGAGUAUUCUAAGGACAUCCAUCUCUCCUAGUGUUCCAGACAUGAUGUCCUCACCAACUCUUUUUCCUUCUGAGCCACAUACCAUGAUAUCCUUGGUCUCCCAUGUUGCAGGACAGCCCAGUUCAGCCAUGUCUACAAGCCCUGUCUCUCCAGCUAUAACAGAAAUGAUGACAUCACCAGUCACUACUUCUGAGACAGAGACACAUACAGCUACUCCAACUCUGACUGUUUCCUCAAGUCAAACAGAGACCACAGCCUCCUGGGUCACCCAUCCUAGAAAAGAAGCAACUUCAACAAUUUCUACUUUGUCUACUUUACCUAAAGAGCCAAAAAGAACUGAAGCAUGGCUCAUUCCUUCUGCCAAGCCCAGCACACCACUCUCCACAACACCUCCCACAUUUUCUUAUAGUGGAUCAGACAUCACUUCCUCAGCUUCUGGGGCAGAGACCACUCCAGCUACAACCUUUUCAUCUGGUGCUUCUGAAGGAACAGCCUCUCUCCCAGUCCUCUCUGGGACCGAGACCAGCACCACCAUUCUAACUGUAACCCCUGCCCCUGCUUUAGCAGGCACCACAGACUUAGGGGCUUCCAUCUCUUCAGCAGAAUCCACUCUGACUAUGUCCCCUAGUGUCCCUGGGUUUCCCAGUGCUCCUACAACCAGUAAAUCUGGCAAUGCAACUUCACAGAGCCUAGAAACCUCAGCAUCUGUCACUACAGUUAGACUUCCCAAUUUUGUCAGUGAUGUAAUGACCUUGACACCAUCAGAGACCUCAGCAAGCCCACUCACUGACCUGGAAACUACAAGUGAGACUUCUCAUUUAGCUAUCACAAGUUCAAGACCCACUGGCUCUAAGACUACAACUACACUACAUGCAAGUCCUUAUGCCCCUCUGACCACAUCUAAAAUGUCCACAUGGUCCUCUGAGAAUGUGACUUCAAGACCAGGUACAACCCCAUCUCUGGAACACUUCACUCUCAACUUCACUAUAACCAACCUGCGCCAUAGAGAGGGCAUGGGAUCCCAAGGAUCUGAAAUAUUCAACAGCACAGAGAGAAUCUUGAAUCGAUUGCUCAAGCCCAUGUUCGAGAAUACCAGUAUCGGGCACCUUUAUUCUGGUUGUAGACUGAUCUUGCUGAGGCCUGAGAAAGAUGGAACAGCCACUGGAGUGGAUGCUGUCUGCACUUACCAUUCUGAUCCCACGGGCCUUACGCUGGACAGAGAGAAGCUGUACUGGGAAUUUAGUCAUAAUACCCAAGGUGUCACCAAGCUAGGAUCCUUUGCUUUAGAAAAGGACAGUCUGUACAUCAAUGAUUUUACCCAUCGAACCUCUGCUUCCACUCCCAACACACCUGUGACCUCUUCUCUGUUUUUCACAGGGACCUCCACUGAACACCCUAACCUCUCUACAGUGGCCAUGCCUGUCACUGCCCAGUUCACCCUCAACUUCACCAUCACUAACCUGGAGUUCAAGGAAUACAUGCUGUACCACGGCUCCAGGAAAUUCAACACUCUGGAGCGAGUCCUCCAGCACCUGCUCAAACCCCUGUUCAAGACCAGCAGUCUGGGAUCCCUCUAUUCAGGCUGUGUACUGGUGGCACUCAGGUCUAGGAAGGACGGAACAGCCACCAGAGUGGAUGCCAUCUGCACAUAUCACCCUGACCCCAAAGGCCACAGAUUGGACAGGGAGCAGCUAUACUGGGAGCUGAGUAGGUUGACUCAUAGUGUCACCAGAUUGGAUCCCUACACCCUGGACAGGGACAGCCUCUAUGUCAAUGGUUUCACCCAUCAGAGCUCUGCACUUAUCACCACCUUGAUCCAUUCCCUGGUGCCUUUUACCCUCAACUUCACCAUCACAAAUCUACAAUACACACCAGUUAUGAAACACCCAGGAUCCUUAAAGUUCAACAAAACCGAGACAGUCCUGCAGCACCUGCUUGCUGCUGUGUUCAAGAAUACCACCAUUGGUCCAUUGUACGCUGGGUGCCAGCUGACCUUGCUCACGCCUGAGAAGGAUGGAUCAGCCACUGGAGUGAACAUGAUCUGUACCCAUCGAUCUGAGCCCACAGGCAUGGGGCUGGACCCAAAGCAGCUGUACUGGGAGCUGAGUCAUGAGACCCAUGGCAUCACCCAGCUGGACUUUUUGACCCUGGACAAGAACAGCCUUUAUGUCAAUGAGGAAGCAGCAGCUCAGUAUGUCUUUCUCCCACCCCCCACUGUAGGGCCGGUCUCUCCUCUGGUGCCUUUCACCAUCAACUUCACCAUCACUAACCUCAAGUAUGAGGAUGGCAUGCGUCACCCUGGGUCCUGGAAGUUCAAUGCCACUGAGAGAAUUCUACAGAGACUGCUCUGGCCUCUGUUCAAUAAGACAAGUAUUAGCCUCCUGUAUUCUGGCUGCAGACUGAUGUCGCUCAGGCCUGAGAGAGACAAAGCAGCUACAGGAGUAGAUGCUAUCUGUACUCACCAUCCAGACCCCACUGGAUCUGAGCUGGACAAUGAGCAGGUGUACUGGGAAUUGAGUGAGCUGACCAAUGAUAUCAGCCAGCUGGGCCCUUACACCUUAGACCACAACAGCCUUUACAUCAAUGGUUAUACAUACCAGAUCCUGUCCACCACAUCCAUGACAGCAAGCCCUGUCCUGGUACAUUUUACUAUCAACUUCACCAUAAUUAAUUUGGCAUUUGAGGAGGACAUGAGUCGCCCUGGAUCCAGAAAGUUCAAUAUCACUGAGAGAACCCUGCAGAGCCUGCUGAGGCCCUUGUUCCAAAAAUCCAGUGUUGGUUCCCUGUAUUCUGGCUGCAUACUGACCUCACUCAGAUCUGAACACGAUGGUGCAGGCACAGGAGUGGAUGCUGUCUGCACUUACCAUCCUGACCCCACUGGCCUGGCACUGAACAGAAAGACGAUGUAUUGGGAGCUCAGCAGGCUGACCUAUGGUGUCAGCAGACUGGGUCCUUACACUCUGGACAAGAGCAGUCUCUAUGUCGAUGGUUACACACAUCAAAUCCUGUCUACCACCACCAGGACUUCUAUGAUGACCACUGCUUCUAUAAAAAUGACUGCCAACUCUCCCAGCCCUACAGCAGGGCAAGGAAAACCCAUCUUGCCUUUUACCAUCAACUUCACUGUCAUUAAUCUGGAGUAUGUGGAGGACAUGGGUCACCCAGGAUCCAGAAAGUUCAAAGCCACCGAGAGAAUCCUGCAGAGACUGCUCAGGGCACUGUUCGGUAAAACCAGUGUUGGCCCACUGUUCUCUGGAUGCAGACUGACAUUGCUCAGGCCUGAGAACAAUGGAACAGCCAUGGGAGUAGAUGCCAUCUGCACCUACCACCCCAACACCUCUAAUCAAUGGCUGGAUAGAGAGCAUCUGUACUGGGAGCUGAAAAGAUUGAAUGAUGGCAUCAUGCAGCUAGGACCCUACACCCUGGACCAGAACAGUCUCUAUGUCAAUGGUUAUACACAGCACAUUCUGGCCACCACCCACAGAACAUCAGUAAUGGCCACUGUUUCUGAAGAAAUGCCAAACAUUUCCUCCACUCCCACAGCAGCAGGCCCUGUCCAGUUGCUUUUCAGAAUCAACUUCACCAUCAUUAACCUGGAGUUUGAGGAGGACAUGAGUCACCCUGGAUCCAGGAAGUUCAAUAUCACUGGGAGAACCCUGCAGAGCCUGCUCAGGCCCUUGUUCAAAAAAAUCAGUGUUGGUCCAUUAUAUUCUGGCUGCAGACUGACCUUGCUCAGAUCUGAGAACAAUGGAGCAGCAACAGGGGUGGAUGCCACCUGUACCUACCACCUAGACUCUGCUGACCACAGGCUGGAAAAUGAGCAGAUAUAUGGGGAGCUGAGCAGUCUGACCAAGGGUGUCACCGAACUGGGCCCAUACAUCCUGGACCAGCACAGUCUCUAUGUCAAUGGUUACACCCACCAGAUCCUGACUACCACACCCGGAACUUCCAGCUCUGCUCUGCUGCUGUAUACUCUUAACUUCACCAUCACCAAUCUACCCUACACGGAGGACAUGUGGGGCCCAGGAUAUGCCAAGUUCAACGAAGUGGAGGAAGUCUUGCAGUUUCUGCUCAGACCUUUGUUCCAAAACACCAGUGUUGGCCUACUGUAUUCUGGUUGCAGACUGACCUCACUCAGGCCAAAGAAGAAUGGAGAGGCUACCAAAGUAGACAUGGUUUGCACUUACCACCAAUAUUCCACAGGCACUGAUCUGGACAGAGAGCAACUAUAUUCAGAACUAGAAGAGCUCACCCACAGCAUCACUCAACUGGGUCACUAUACCCUGGACCAGAAUAGUCUCUAUGUCAAUGGUUACACACACCAGAUUGCAGUAACCAGCACCAGCACUAUACAAUCACCCUUGGUAUUAUUUACCCUCAACUUCACCAUCACCAACCUAUUUUACGAGGAGGACAUGCAGCCCCCAGACUCCAAGAAGUUUAACACCACAGAGAGGAUCCUGCAGAGCCUACUUGAGUCCUUGUUCAGAAACACCAGCAUAGGCCCUUUGUAUGCUGGCUGCAGACUGACUUUGCUCAGUCCCAGGAAGGAUGGAGAAGCCACUGGAGUGGACACAAUUUGCACCUAUCACCCUGACCACAUAGGUCAGGGCCUGGCCAGAGAGCAACUGUACUUGGAGUUGAGCAAGAUGACCUAUGGUGUCACUCAGCUGGGCCCCUACACUCUGGAUCAGGACAGUCUCUAUGUUAAUGGUUACACCCAUCCAGCCUCAGAUACCAUCCCUAACAGCAAUGGUACUGUCAUAGUACCCAUAACUCUCAACUUCACCAUCACCAACUUACACUAUACAGAGGAGAUGGGAAAUCCCGGUUCCUUGAAGUUCAACUCCACUAAGAGGGUCUUACAUUAUUGGCUUGAGACCUUACUCAAUAAGACCAGCAUUGCCCCACACUAUUCUGGAUGCAGAUUGUCUUCACUCAGGUCUGACAACUAUGGAGCCACAGGAGUGGACAUAAUCUGCACCUUCCAUUUCGACACCAUGAGACCUGGGUUAGACCAAGAUCAGCUAUUUUGGGAGUUGAGUCACGAGACCCAUGGCAUCACCCGUCUGGGUCCCUACACCCUGGACCAGAACAGUCUCUACAUCAACGGUUACCAUUUUGGAGCUGCAGCCCCAGCUACCACCACUGGGGAAGUCAGUGAGGAGAUGUUCACAGUGAACUUCACCAUCAACAACCUGCGCUACUCAGCCGACAUGGGCCAGGUUGGCUCCCCCAAGUUCAACAUCACGGAUACACUCAUGCAGCACCUGCUCGGCCCUUUGUUUCAGAGGAGCAGCCUUGGCCCCCUAUACACAGGCUGUAGAGUAGCCACUCUGAGGUCAGUGAAGAAUGGUGCCCAGACCCAGGUAGAUGUCCUUUGCACCUACCACCAGGUUCCCACUGGUCUGGGACUGCCUGCCAAAUCAGUUUUCUAUGACCUAAGCUGGCAGACCCGUGGAAUCACCCGGCUGGGUCCUUAUUCCCUGGAUAAAGACACUCUUUACAUCAACGGUUACAAUGAACCUGGUCCAGACGUACCUCCUACAACUCCAGAACCAGCCACCACCAUCUUGCCCUCCCCAUCAACAUCUCUACAGCCAGAGUCCAAUACAGCUAUGUGGCACCACCUGGAAACCUUCACAAUCAACUUUACCAUCUCCAACCUUCCAUAUUCAGCAGACAUGAUCAGUGGCUCAGCCAUGUUCAACUCCACUGAGAAUGUCCUACAACACCUGCUUGGGCCCUUGUUCCAGAAUAGCUCCUUUAACUCAAGUUGCAGACUGACCUCCCUCAGCCCUAAGAAGAAUGGGACAUUCACAAGUGUGGUUACCACCUGCACCUACCAGCAUGACCCUGCACAUCCUGGAAUGGAUACACAGGGUCUAUACUCAGAACUGAGCCAUCUGAGCCAUGGAGUCACCCAACUGGGAAACUACACACUGGAGAAGCAUAGCCUCUAUGUGAAUGGUUAUAAUGAACUUGGCUCAGACAUACUUACUACAACUCCUGAGCCAAGCACCACCAUCCUGCCUUUUAUACUGACAUCUGUGCUACCAGAAUCCACCACAGCUGUGGAGCAUCAUCUGAAGACUUUCACAAUCAAUUUUACCAUCUCUAAUCUUCCAUAUUCAGAAGAUAUGAACUAUAGUUCAGCCAUGUUCAAUUCCACUGAGAGUAUUCUACAGCACUUGCUUAGACCCUUGUUCCAGAAUAUAUUCUUCAACUCAAGCUGCAGACUGACUUCCCUCAGACCUGAGAAGAAUCAAAAUUCCACUAGUGUAAAUGUCAUUUGCUCCUACCAACAUGAUUCUGCACAUCCUGGGAUGCACACACAGGAGAUGUAUUCAGAGCUGAGCCAUCUGACCCAUGGAGUCACUCAGCUGGGCAAUUAUACAUUGGACAAAGACAGUCUCUAUGUGAAUGGUUACAGUGGAACUGGUACAGAAGAAUCAACCACAAAUCCUGAAUUGGCCACUACCAUACUGCCUUCUCCAUCAAUAUCUGUGCAAACAGAAUCCACCACAGCUGUGGGGCAUCAUAUGAAGACUGUCACAGUGAGUUUCAUCAUUUCCAACCUUCCAUAUUCAGCAAGUAUGAACAAUGGCUCAGCUGUGUUCAAUUCCACUGAGACUCUCCUGAAGAACCUGUUGGAACCCUUGCUCCAUAACGUUUUUUUCAACUCAAGUUGCAGACUAGAUUCCCUCAGGCCUAAAAGAAAUGGAACAGCCACUGGUGUGGAUGCCAUCUGCACCUACCACCAUGACCCUUCACAUCCUGGGAUGGACAUUCAAGGACUGUACUCAGAGCUGAAAAAUCUGACCCAGGGAAUCACCCAGCUGGGCAACUAUUCACUGGACAAGGACAGUUUAUAUGUCAAUGGUUAUAAUAAACCUGCUCCAGAAGAACCUUUUACAACUCCUGAGCCAGCCACCACUACCCUACCUUCUUCAUCUACAUCUCUGCAGCCAGAACCUGCCACAGCUAUGGGGCACCAUCUGGAGAUCCUAACAAUCAACUUCACCAUAACCAAUCUUCCAUAUUCAUCAAAUAUGAGCAAUGGCUCAGCUGUGUUCAGCUCAACUGAGAGUGUCCUGCAGUACCUGCUUGGACACUUGUUCCAAAAUGAUUCCUUCAACUCAACCUGCAGUUUGGAUUCCCUCAGGCCUAAGAAGAAUGGAACAGCCACUGGUGUGGAUGCCAUCUGCACCUACCACCAUGACCCUUCACAUCCUGGGAUGGAUAUCCAAGGACUGUACUCAGAACUGAGAAAUCUAACCCAAGGAAUCACCCAGCUGGGCAACUAUUCACUGGACAAGAACAAUCUAUUUGUCAAUGGUUAUAAUGAACAUGGUGCAGAAGGACUUCCUGCAACUCCCGGGUCACCUACCACCAUCCUGGCUUCUCCGUCAAAAUCUGUGCAUCCAGAACCCACAACAGCCAUGGGGCAUUUGAAGACUUUCACACUCAAUUUCACUAUCUCCAACCUCCCAUACUCAGCAGGCAUGAGCUCAGCCAUGUUUAAUUCCACUGAGAAGAUCCUGCAGCACCUGCUUGAACCGUUGGUCCAGAAUGAAUCCCUCUAUUCAGAUUGCAGACUGGUUUCCCUCAGGCCUAAGAAGAAUGGAACAGCCACUGGUGUGAAUGCUAUCUGCUCCUACCACCAUAACCCAGCGUAUCCUGAGCUUGACACUCAGGAGCUAUAUACAAAGCUGAGUCAGCUAACCCAUGGCAUCACCCAGCUGGGUAGCUACAUGCUGGACCAGAAUAGUCUCUAUGUCAAUGGUUACACUCACCAGAUUACAAGAACUACCCCUAGUGGCUAUGUGCUUCAGAAUGUAACCAUAAAGGGCAAGUACCAGAUAAACUUUCGAAUCAUCAACUGGAACCUUAGCAACACAGAUCCAACAUCUUCAGAGUAUGUCACUCUAGAGAGGGACAUUGAAGAUAAGGUCACCACACUCUACACAGGCAGCCAGCUACAAGAAAUAUUCCAGUCUUGUCUGGUCACCAACUUGACGUCGGGCUCCGUGAUGGUCACUAUCAAGGCAUUGUUCUCCUCUUAUCUUGACCCCAACCUUGUGAAGCAAGUCUUUUUAAAUAAGACAUUGAAUGCCUCCUCCCACUGGCUGGGUGCCACCUACCAGCUGACAGAUCUGCAUGUGAUAGACAUGAAGCCACCCAUUCUUCUGCCAACAGAAGUCCCAACAAUCAGUUCCAGUUCUCAGCAUUUCAAUCUGAACUUCACCAUCACCAAUCUACCCUAUUCCCAAGACAUAGCCCAGCCAGGCACCAGUAAACACCAGCAAAACAAAAGAAGUAUUGAAUAUGCGCUCAACCAGCUUUUCAGAAACAGCAGCAUCAAGAGUUACUUUUCCGACUGUCAAGUUUUAGCCUUCAGGUCUGUCUCCAACAGCAACCACACAGGAGUUGAUUCCCUGUGUAACUUCUCACCAUUGGCUCGGCGAGUGGACCGAGUUGCUAUUUAUGAGGAAUUCCUUCGGAUGACACAAAAUGGCACCCAGUUGCUGAACUUCACCCUGGACAGGAAGAGUGUCCUUGUCGAUGGAUAUUCUUCAAACAGGGAGGAUGAUGUGAUAAAGAAUUCUGGUCUUCCCUUCUGGGCCAUCAUUCUCAUCUGCUUGGCGGUACUACUGGUACUCAUCACAUGCCUGAUGUGCUGUUUCCUGGUGACUGUGUGCAGAAGAAAAAAGGAGGGAGACUACCAGGUUCAACGUCACCGCCUAGGUUAUUACCUGCCUCACCUAGACCUGAGGAAGUUCCCAUGA
Molecule: messenger RNA, 28512 nt
Organism: Peromyscus californicus insignis
Lineage: Eukaryota; Metazoa; Chordata; Mammalia; Rodentia; Cricetidae
Gene: Muc16
Product: mucin 16, cell surface associated
Exons: 89
Coding region: 1-28512 (9503 amino acids)
Source: RefSeq, a predicted model, not a curated record